UCAGCAUGGUUAGGCGCUUUAGCAUAUGGUAUAAUGAAACUUUUUGGACCAAUAACUGGUUUGUUUGUGAUGCGGUUUAACAACCGAGCUGCUCUGAUGCUUGGGUGUUUUCUUUGCUCUGUCUCGACUCUUGUUUCGUCUUUUAUAGUCUCGAUGGAAGUUUUGUAUGUUACAUAUUCUGUUAUGUAUGGAAUUGGAGCUAGUCUUGUAAUCAACUGUGUCAUGGUUUUAGCUAAUUCCUAUUUUGAUAAACAUUUGGGUUUUGCAACCGGUUUGGUUUGUUCCGGGAGUAGUAUUGGAGCAUUAGUACUGGCUCCAUUGUCUCACUUUAUAAUACAGACAUUUGGAUGGAGGAUGGCAUUUCGUUUUUUUUCUGCAACAUUUGUUUGCGUUGGAUUUUUAAAUUGUUGUGUCAAACCAAUAAAGAGAAAGAGAAAGGGAGACUAUGAACAAGAUAAAAACAAUACGAUCGAAAAUGAAAUGUCGUUUGAGGCUAAGGUGUCUAAACGUCCGUCUUUGUUCAGAAACAGAGCCUUUAUUUUAUGGGUGAUUGGUACAGCAUUCGGAAUGUUUGGAUAUUUAGUACCAUUUGUGCAUUUAGUAUCGUAUGGUGUUACUAAUGGAAUACCAGUAUCUAAGUGUACGUAUUUUGUAAUGGUAUUAAGUGGUGCCACGACAAUUGGGAGAUUGGUAUCAGGUCGCAUUGUCCAAAAAGGUUACUUAAAUAGUUUACACUUCAUUCAAUUGUGUAUGAUUGUUAUUGGAGUACUCUUUAUGAUUCUGCCUACUAUCACUAGCUUUGCAGGACUACUACCGUUUAUCGCCUUUCUUGGUUUAGUCGAUGGUUGUUAUGUUGUUUUGUUACCAAUGGUUACCUGUUCAUUGGUUGAUUAUAAUGAUGCCAUAUUAGCCUGGGGAAUGUUAGCAGGUACUUGCUCUCUGUCUGUCACCAUAGGACCUCCUGCUGCUGGUGCCUUAUUUGAUAUAUACGGUAAUUAUAAUAUCGCGUUCCAUGCUGCUGGGGCUCCUGUUAUCUGUGGUGCUCUAAUACUUUUCUUCAUACCAUGG
This is a messenger RNA of Lottia gigantea (owl limpet), 1068 nucleotides long. RefSeq lists its product as hypothetical. The record is from RefSeq and is a predicted model, not a curated record. The transcript is spliced from 3 exons. Gene Ontology annotation, biological process: transmembrane transport. NCBI's taxonomy places the organism in Eukaryota, Metazoa, Mollusca, Gastropoda, Lottiidae. Gene Ontology annotation, molecular function: transmembrane transporter activity. The annotation marks the transcript as partial.